Molecule: messenger RNA, 1546 nt
Organism: Carassius auratus (goldfish)
Lineage: Eukaryota; Metazoa; Chordata; Actinopteri; Cypriniformes; Cyprinidae
Product: tissue alpha-L-fucosidase-like
Exons: 8
Coding region: 62-1417 (451 amino acids)
Biological process (GO): fucose metabolic process; glycoside catabolic process
Cellular component (GO): lysosome
Molecular function (GO): alpha-L-fucosidase activity
Source: RefSeq, a predicted model, not a curated record
AUUCAGGUUUACUGAUCACAGUGAACACACACACGUCUGUGAAGUUCACUUGUGAGCGAUCAUGGAAGUGACUCGGAUUCAGAUAUCGCUGUUUCUGUGUCUGCUAUCAUGCGCAUCGUCUCUCGGGACUCGAUACACGCCCGACUGGGCCAGUUUGGACUCCAGACCUAUUCCUGACUGGUACGACGAUGUGAAGUUUGGGAUCUUCGUGCAUUGGGGGGUGUUUUCUGUGCCUGCGUUCGGCAGCGAGUGGUUCUGGUGGUACUGGAAGGGAUCACAAAGCCCCAGCUAUGUCCAGUUCAUGAUCAAAAACUACCCUCCUGGAUUCAGCUACACAGACUUUGCACCACAGUUCCACGCGCAGUUUUUUGAUCCUGAAGAGAUGGCUGAUAUCUUCGAAGCUUCUGGAGCAAAAUAUGUGGUCCUCACAAACAAACAUCACGAGGGGUUCACAAACUGGGGGUCCCCGUACUCCUGGAAUUGGAAUUCGGUUGAUAAUGGACCUCACAGGGAUCUGGUUGCAGAUUUGGGCGCUGCGAUAAGAAAGAGGUCUCUGCAUUAUGGACUCUACAACUCUCUGUAUGAAUGGUUCAAUCCCAUCUACCUGAGUGACAAGCAGUCUGGCUUCAAGACUCGGGAUUAUGUUGAAAAAAAAGCCAUGCCAGAGCUCUACGAACUUGUCAACAGGUACAAGCCGGACUUGAUUUGGUCAGAUGGCGACUGGGAAGCACCUGACACUUACUGGAACUCUACAGGAUUCCUGGCCUGGCUCUACAACGACAGUCCGGUCAAAGAUGUGGUGGUGACCAAUGACAGAUGGGGGAAGGGGUGUUACUGUAAACAUGGAGGUUAUUACAAUUGUGCUGACAAGUUCACUCCUGGAGAACUGCCCAAUCACAAGUGGGAGAAAUGUCAGGCAGUGGACAAAAUAUCAUGGGGGUAUCGCCGAAACAUGAAGCUAAGCGAACUGAUGGAUCUGCCAUCCAUUAUAAAGGACAUGGUUUACGUUGUAGCAUUGGGAGGGAAUUACCUGUUAAAUGUGGGGCCAACAUCAGACGGCAUAAUUGCACCUGUCUUUGAGGAACGUCUCCGAGGGGUUGGAGCCUGGCUGAAGGUCAAUGGUGAUGCCAUCUAUGGAACUAAGCCUUGGAGAGUUCAGGCUGAGAAUGCUACAGUUCCCGUCUGGUAUACAUCAAAAAGCAGCACUGUGUAUGUUAUCAUCACCUCCAAUCCCAUGCAGAACUCCUUUACGCUUUCUGCGCCCAAAACCUCCAGCAAUACAGUGGUGACUUUGCUGGGGAGCCCUGAGCCUCUAAAAUGGGCUCCUCUGAAGACAUCAGGUCUGAUUGUUCUGCUGCCCGAUCUGCCUUUCACACCCGCUGAUGCCUGGACACUCAAGCUGGAUAAGGUGGCCUAAAGCCUUUAACACUAUUUUGUACAUUUUAAUAAAUUGUAAUGAUUUUAAGAAAGUUUUGUAUAAAUCAAGUUUUUUAUUGUAUUUGAUUGCACAAUAAAAUUGACCAACUGAAUAAAACAUCAAAACCAA